Messenger RNA from Cladocopium goreaui, 5084 nucleotides. The record is from the annotation of a GenBank genome assembly. Lineage: Eukaryota; Dinophyceae; Suessiales; Symbiodiniaceae.
AUGGCUGAAGCGGCUGAAGCCAAGGAGCAGAGUGCUGGGGAGUUCGCGGUCUUCGUGACUUUGAAAAUCCUUGGAGUCCUCAUCUCACUCUACUUUUUCCUCUUUGGUCUUGACCUGAUGGGCGGUUCCUUCAGUGCACUUGGCAGUAAGGGUGCCGGGAACCUGUUCACCUUUUCGGACAAUCCCAUUGCCGGCCUCAUGGUUGGCAUUUUGGCCACUGUCUUGGUGCAGUCCUCAUCAACAAGCACGAGUAUCGUCGUCAGCAUGGCACAUGCCGGAGACCGCAUCGAACUGGAGCGCGCCUUUUCUGGUGCCACUGUCCAUGACAUGUUUAACAUGCUGUCCGUCCUGACCUUGUUGCCCCUGGAAAUCAUCAUCGCAGCCCUGUCCGGAGAGGGAGGCUUGCUCUUUUUCAUUUCGAAGGGUUUGACGAACGCGAUCAUAGGCGGAGGUGGAGAAUCCGACUUGCGAUUCCCUUCCCCCACCAAAGAGAUCGUCAGCCCCUUCACCAAGUUGUUCUUGAGCAAGGACAAGAACACCAUCAAGGCAUUGUCCUUCGGAGCCCCUGAGGCCCUGAGCUGUGGCACAGACUGCACUAAAUACUGUGUGAGUUCGGACAUGAGCAAAGCUUGGAAGAAGGUUGCGAAAGAGGCCUACGAGACCUUGAUUGCCUGCAAUGGCACCGUGUCGUGCGACUCAGGCAGUUGCUACACCAAUGCGGGAGAAUAUUUUGAGAACAGCAUUGAGACAGGAAGGACCAUCAAAGGUGGUUUCUUGAAAGAUGCUGGUGAUGUUGCUGGUGGCAUCAUUGGACUCAUCCUUUCUCUGGUCGUUCUUUGCGGAGCCUUGAUUGUCAUGGUGAAGCUUCUGCACAGCCUUGUCAUGGGCCAGGCGAAGAAAGUGAUCAUGAAAGGCACCAAGAUGAAUGACUACUUGGCCAUCCUGGUGGGUCUGGGAAUCACUAUCAUUGUGCAAUCCAGCUCUGUGACAACAUCAGCUCUCACUCCGUUGGUUGGCAUUGGAGUCUUGCCCGUUUACAAGAUGCUCCCGAUGACCCUGGGAGCAAACAUUGGCACGACCUUCACUUCAAUGUUUGCAGCACUUGCAGUGAUGAAGGCAGGCAGUCUACAGAUUGCCUUUUGCCACCUGCUGUUCAACCUGAUCGGCAUUUUGAUCUGGUUCCCUGUGCCUGUCAUGCGCAAGGUUGUCAUCCGGGCUGCAUGCACGCUGGGCUUCUAUGCCUCAUACUGGCGCCUGGUUCCACUGAUCUACAUCUUGGUGAUGUUCGUUACAGUGCCUGGUGUGUGCUUGUUGAUUUCCUUGCUCUACUCAGCCAGUGUUGCUGGCGGUGUAGUGGUCACCAUCCUGGCCGUGGCUGCCGUGGCAGGCUUAGUCUACUGGUGGGUGAGACUGGGCGGCUGCUACAAGGUGGUGAGCCAAGAGGAACGUGACGCCCGAAAGGCUGAGAUUGAGGAGGAGAUGGGCGAGACGGGUGUGGCUGAGCCGAAGGAGGAACCUCAGGAGCAGAGUGCUGGGGAGUUCGCGGUCUUCGUGACUUUGAAAAUCCUUGGAGUCCUCAUCUCACUCUACUUUUUCCUCUUUGGUCUUGACCUGAUGGGCGGUUCCUUCAGUGCACUUGGCAGUAAGGGUGCCGGGAACCUGUUCACCUUUUCGGACAAUCCCAUUGCCGGCCUCAUGGUUGGCAUUUUGGCCACUGUCUUGGUGCAGUCCUCAUCAACAAGCACGAGUAUCGUCGUUGGUUUGGUUGGGGCUGAUGUGUUGGCGGUCAAGCAGGCAAUCCCAAUCAUCAUGGGCGCGAACAUUGGCACCUCUGUCACAAACACCAUUGUCAGCAUGGCACAUGCCGGAGACCGCAUCGAACUGGAGCGCGCCUUUUCUGGUGCCACUGUCCAUGACAUGUUUAACAUGCUGUCCGUCCUGACCUUGUUGCCCCUGGAAAUCAUCAUCGCAGCCCUGUCCGGAGAGGGUGGAGAAUCCGACUUGCGAUUCCCUUCCCCCACCAAAGAGAUCGUCAGCCCCUUCACCAAGUUGUUCUUGAGCAAGGACAAGAACACCAUCAAGGCAUUGUCCUUCGGAGCCCCUGAGCCCCUGAGCUGUGGCACAGACUGCACUAAAUACUGUGUGAGUUCGGACAUGAGCAAGGCUUGGAAGAAGGUUGCGAAAGAGGCCUACGAGACCUUGAUUGCCUGCAAUGGCACCGUGUCGUGCGACUCAGGCAGUUGCUACACCAAUGCGGGAGAAUAUUUUGAGAACAGCAUUGAGACAGGAAGGACCAUCAAAGGUGGUUUCUUGAAAGAUGCUGGUGAUGUUGCUGGUGGCAUCAUUGGACUCAUCCUUUCUCUGGUCGUUCUUUGCGGAGCCUUGAUUGUCAUGGUGAAGCUUCUGCACAGCCUUGUCAUGGGCCAGGCGAAGAAAGUGAUCAUGAAAGGCACCAAGAUGAAUGACUACUUGGCCAUCCUGGUGGGUCUGGGAAUCACUAUCAUUGUGCAAUCCAGCUCUGUGACAACAUCAGCUCUCACUCCGUUGGUUGGCAUUGGAGUCUUGCCAGUUUACAAGAUGCUCCCGAUGACCCUGGGAGCAAACAUUGGCACGACCUUCACUUCAAUGUUUGCAGCACUUGCAGUGAUGAAGGCAGGCAGUCUACAGAUUGCCUUUUGCCACCUGCUGUUCAACCUGAUCGGCAUUUUGAUCUGGUUCCCUGUGCCUGUCAUGCGCAAGGUUGUCAUCCGGGCUGCAUGCACGCUGGGCUUCUAUGCCUCAUACUGGCGCCUGGUUCCACUGAUCUACAUCUUGGUGAUGUUCGUUACAGUGCCUGGUGUGUGCUUGUUGAUUUCCUUGCUCUACUCAGCCAGUGUUGCUGGCGGUGUAGUGGUCACCAUCCUGGCCGUGGCUGCCGUGGCAGGCUUAGUCUACUGGUGGGUGAGACUGGGCGGCUGCUACAAGGUGGUGAGCCAAGAGGAACGUGACGCCCGAAAGGCUGAGAUUGAGGAGGAGAUGGGCGAGACGGGUGUGGCUGAGCCGAAGGAGGAACCUCAGGAGCAGAGUGCUGGGGAGUUCGCGGUCUUCGUGACUUUGAAAAUCCUUGGAGUCCUCAUCUCACUCUACUUUUUCCUCUUUGGUCUUGACCUGAUGGGCGGUUCCUUCAGUGCACUUGGCAGUAAGGGUGCCGGGAACCUGUUCACCUUUUCGGACAAUCCCAUUGCCGGCCUCAUGGUUGGCAUUUUGGCCACUGUCUUGGUGCAGUCCUCAUCAACAAGCACGAGUAUCGUCGUUGGUUUGGUUGGGGCUGAUGUGUUGGCGGUCAAGCAGGCAAUCCCAAUCAUCAUGGGCGCGAACAUUGGCACCUCUGUCACAAACACCAUUGUCAGCAUGGCACAUGCCGGAGACCGCAUCGAACUGGAGCGCGCCUUUUCUGGUGCCACUGUCCAUGACAUGUUUAACAUGCUGUCCGUCCUGACCUUGUUGCCCCUGGAAAUCAUCAUCGCAGCCCUGUCCGGAGAGGGAGGCUUGCUCUUUUUCAUUUCGAAGGGUUUGACGAACGCGAUCAUAGGCGGAGGUGGAGAAUCCGACUUGCGAUUCCCUUCCCCCACCAAAGAGAUCGUCAGCCCCUUCACCAAGUUGUUCUUGAGCAAGGACAAGAACACCAUCAAGGCAUUGUCCUUCGGAGCCCCUGAGGCCCUGAGCUGUGGCACAGACUGCACUAAAUACUGUGUGAGUUCGGACAUGAGCAAAGCUUGGAAGAAGGUUGCGAAAGAGGCCUACGAGACCUUGAUUGCCUGCAAUGGCACCGUGUCGUGCGACUCAGGCAGUUGCUACACCAAUGCGGGAGAAUAUUUUGAGAACAGCAUUGAGACAGGAAGGACCAUCAAAGGUGGUUUCUUGAAAGAUGCUGGUGAUGUUGCUGGUGGCAUCAUUGGACUCAUCCUUUCUCUGGUCGUUCUUUGCGGAGCCUUGAUUGUCAUGGUGAAGCUUCUGCACAGCCUUGUCAUGGGCCAGGCGAAGAAAGUGAUCAUGAAAGGCACCAAGAUGAAUGACUACUUGGCCAUCCUGGUGGGUCUGGGAAUCACUAUCAUUGUGCAAUCCAGCUCUGUGACAACAUCAGCUCUCACUCCGUUGGUUGGCAUUGGAGUCUUGCCCGUUUACAAGAUGCUCCCGAUGACCCUGGGAGCAAACAUUGGCACGACCUUCACUUCAAUGUUUGCAGCACUUGCAGUGAUGAAGGCAGGCAGUCUACAGAUUGCCUUUUGCCACCUGCUGUUCAACCUGAUCGGCAUUUUGAUCUGGUUCCCUGUGCCUGUCAUGCGCAAGGUUGUCAUCCGGGCUGCAUGCACGCUGGGCUUCUAUGCCUCAUACUGGCGCCUGGUUCCACUGAUCUACAUCUUGGUGAUGUUCGUUACAGUGCCUGGUGUGUGCUUGUUGAUUUCCUUGCUCUACUCAGCCAGUGUUGCUGGCGGUGUAGUGGUCACCAUCCUGGCCGUGGCUGCCGUGGCAGGCUUAGUCUACUGGUGGGUGAGACUGGGCGGCUGCUACAAGGUGGUGAGCCAAGAGGAACGUGACGCCCGAAAGGCUGAGAUUGAGGAGGAGAUGGGCGAGACGGGUGUGGCUGAGCCGAAGGAGGAACCUCAGGCAGAGUCGACUGUUUGAGUGCGAGAUGAAUCUCAGAUGAUCUGAGAUCUCUUGGCUGACAUGGACUUUUUUCUAGUUCCAGCAAACCUUUAAUCUUUAAUAUCCUUUAAUUAAUUCAUGUGGUGGUGGGUUGCUAGCGUCCUUGUCGCGCUGAGCAGUAAACCAACGCUACCACUUCUUUGCAUUUUCUAUUGAUGGCGUUGUGCUGGCCAUAAGCAGCAAUCUGGGUGAACCCAGUUUUUUUUUGCAGAAGCCUAGGGUCCCAAAACCCGACCCCAAAGGGGGAGGAUCAACCCUGUUCUGCUCUUGCGCUGCCCAGCAAAGAGCAAAACCUCUGUUGUGGGGUAAGCACUUUGGAGAAGUGCUAGCGCUUUGGAGAAGUGCCAGCGCUGAUAGAAUCUUGUCGCAGACUUGGACAAUUGCCUCCUAGAUGCGUC